UCAUUUAAAAACAAUUUCUAAAAACUUCAAAAUUUCUCAUUGGCGAUCAGUGGCAUAAAAACCUUUCACUUCUUUCUCUCCUCCACAAUUGUGCAAAAUUUCAGCUAUGGUGGGAGGUGGUGGCAGUAAUUCCGAUAUCUCCUUUGCUGGCACUUUCGCCAGUAGUGCUUUCUCUGCAUGUUUCGCUGAGAUAUGUACUAUUCCUCUGGACACUGCCAAAGUUAGGCUUCAGCUUCAAAAGCAAGCUGUAGCAGGUGACACGAUAAACUUACCUAAAUAUAAGGGUAUGCUGGGAACAGUUGGAACCAUUGCCAGGGAAGAAGGUCUUUCAGCACUCUGGAAGGGAAUUGUGCCAGGGUUACACCGUCAAUGUUUGUAUGGAGGUUUAAGAAUUGGGUUAUAUGAGCCUGUGAAGAAUUUGUAUGUUGGGAAAGACCAUGUUGGAGAUACUCCAUUGGUGAAAAAAAUUCUAGCUGCAUUAACAACUGGUGCUGUAGCAAUUGCAGUGGCAAAUCCUACUGAUCUUGUCAAAGUUAGACUUCAAGCAGAAGGAAAAUUGCCUCCUGGCGUGCCAAGGCGCUACACUGGAUCAUUGAAUGCUUAUUCAACAAUUGUGAAACAGGAGGGAGUCAGAGCACUUUGGACUGGCAUUGGCCCCAAUGUCGCAAGAAAUGCUAUCAUUAAUGCUGCUGAGCUAGCCAGCUAUGAUCAAGUGAAAGAGACCAUUUUGAAAAUUCCAGGCUUCACUGAUAAUGUUGUCACACAUCUUCUUUCUGGUCUUGGGGCGGGUUUUUUUGCAGUCUGUAUUGGCUCUCCAGUUGACGUGGUCAAGUCCAGAAUGAUGGGAGAUCCUAGUUACAAGAGCACCAUUGAUUGUUUCGUCAAAACAUUAAAAAAUGAUGGACCUUUAGCCUUUUAUAAGGGAUUCAUACCAAAUUUCGGACGGCUAGGAUCUUGGAAUGUGAUCAUGUUUUUAACUCUAGAACAGACUAAAAAGUUUGUCAAAAGUUUGGAAUCAGCCUAAGCUCAAACAAGCAAAGUAGAAUUUUAUGAGAAGGGUCACAACUGGUGGUGCAAACAGAUAUCACAGGAAAAUAAAACUUUUCUUCUCUUCGAUUUCCCUACUGUGACGAGUGAACUGUUUUUUGGCGGAGUAGAAAUUAGGCAUUAAUAAAUGAUGAUUAAACUUGUCGCUCAUGCUAGCUGUUAAAGUUUCAAAUCGCUGUUUUAUUUGUUUGUAAUUCUCUUUCAAUAUUACUCCAAACUGAAUAAUUGUUCGGAGAAGUUUGACAAAAAAUGCAACAAUACUUAGUGGCAA
Vicia villosa (hairy vetch) is the source of this 1318-nucleotide messenger RNA. RefSeq names its product mitochondrial uncoupling protein 1-like. Gene Ontology annotation, biological process: mitochondrial transmembrane transport; mitochondrial transport. NCBI's taxonomy places the organism in Eukaryota, Viridiplantae, Streptophyta, Magnoliopsida, Fabales, Fabaceae. The transcript has 10 exons. The record is from RefSeq and is a predicted model, not a curated record. Gene Ontology annotation, molecular function: oxidative phosphorylation uncoupler activity. Bases 107 to 1024 code for a protein of 305 amino acids. Gene Ontology annotation, cellular component: mitochondrial membrane.